Molecule: messenger RNA, 1846 nt
Organism: Drosophila takahashii
Lineage: Eukaryota; Metazoa; Arthropoda; Insecta; Diptera; Drosophilidae
Gene: x16
Product: x16 splicing factor
Biological process (GO): mRNA splicing, via spliceosome
Cellular component (GO): nuclear speck
Molecular function (GO): mRNA binding; zinc ion binding
Source: RefSeq, a predicted model, not a curated record
AUUUCUUCGCAAGUCCUCCGGCUUGUUCUAACGGUCCGCCCACGGUCACUCUGUUUGCUACCCGGUAAAAUGAGUUUUGCGCUGCAUUAAAUAGAAAAUAAACAUAAAAAUUCGCAGUUGCCGACCGCGUUGAGUGAUUAAAAGCGUUCGCCAGUGCGCGUUUGACCGAUCGGGCUCCCCAGGAAGGCGGUGGCAAGUGAAUCCAAACCCAUCAUCGAUUUUUUCUGAGCUGCUGUGCUGCUGCCUCUGCUGCUGCCACAUUAACACAGGGCCCAGAACGCAGAGAAAAGCCAAACCAAAUAAAAUAAACAGAAACAGAAAUGUCGCGCCAUCCGAGCGAUAGGAAGGUGUACGUGGGCGAUCUGGGCAACAAUGCCCGCAAGAACGAUCUGGAGUAUGUGUUUGGGGCGUACGGCAGUCUGCGCAGCGUCUGGAUUGCCCGCAAUCCGCCGGGCUUUGCCUUCGUUGAGUUCGAGAGUGCCCGCGAUGCGGCGGACGCGGUGCGCGGCCUGGACGGCCGGACGGUCUGCGGACGCCGUGCCCGGGUGGAGCUGUCCACCGGGAAGUACGCCAGAUCCGGCGGCGGUGGUGGGGGAGGAGGAGGCGGUGGCGGCGGCGGCGGAGGACUGAGCGGACGCGACCGUGGAGGAGGCGGUGGCGGCGGCGGCGGAGGUCGUGGCGACGAUAAGUGCUACGAAUGCGGCGGCCGCGGCCAUUUCGCACGCCACUGCCGCGAAAGGAAGGCCAGGCAGCGACGCAGAAGCAACUCGUUCAGCAGAUCUCGCAGCACAUCCCGUCGCCGGCGCACUCGCUCCAAGUCCGGCACCCGAUCCCGCAGUCGCUCCGCCGGUUCGGUGGGCCGUCGCUCGGGCCGCUCGAACGGACGGGACGAGAACGGAUCGGCGUCGCGGUACAGCGACCACGAGCGCAACGGCAGCGGAGCGGUAGACUCGCCGCCGCCUCCGAAGCGGCGCUACGAGGAUGAGGACGAGGACCGGGCCAGGGCAUCGCCGCGAUCACGUUCCCGUUCCCGAUCUCGAUCGGCGUCGCCGGCGGUGCGCCGUGGAUCGCCGCCCAGGCGUCGCGGCGACUCGUCCGCCUCACGAUCCGUGUCCAGGGACUAGCGACACCGAACGGAUGCAGACAAAGCCCGGCGCGUGAAGAUGAGGGCCUGAACUGCAGCCCCUGAAUCCCCGAUGAAUCCGGAAUCUGGAAUCUUCCCCUCAUUCCCAACAAACAAAACGAAACAAAAGAAAAGAAAACAUAAAAAAACAACCUCACAUGUAACAAGACAGAUUCCCAAAUACUUUUUCAUGCAGUAUCUAUCUACGGUUUAGUUGUCCAGAACCAUAUUAGUUAAGGGUUUUAAUUUAUAGUGGAACUCGAGUUUGCAUAUUUAGGUAUUCUUAUGUUCCAAAAACAACAGAAACAGCAGAAUCAGAGAAACAACAACAACAUGCACAUGCAGAACAAAGAAGAGCGCUUCGAAAAAUCAUUUGACGGAAAGAAAGAUAAAUAUAAAGAUAUAGAAAUGGAUCGGCAGCCGCAGAUUAUCGAUCUAGUCAAGUUUGCUAUGUAAAAAAUUGAUUUGCCUUGGAUUUUACUUUUUGCUAACCCUGGAAUUAUACUCGAAUGUGCAGGAGACGAAGCAUCGCCACCAUUUUCAUGUCAAUUCUACACAUUUUUCAAAUUAUACUACUCAAUACACUUGAUUAUUCGACUCCAAAACUCUGUAUGAUGUGUUUCAAUAUUCGUAAUAAUUAAGUCUUGCAACAGUGCAUAAUAAUUAUUCAUACAUUGAUGUCGUAGUUAAGUAUUAAACAAAUACAUAUGUAUGGAUUCUUGA